UUCAUUUGAGAGAUACGUCAGUCACUCUCGAUCGAGAGUUUCGUUCACUUCCCUCUCCUCUUUCCACGCGCGCCGCAGAAAAAUGUCCUCCCAGGAAUUUUGCACGAAACAGCACUGACUCACUCGGAUGAAAGUGGAAAGACCAGGAUAAAGCCUGCACUGGCUGUUCUAUGAUCAUGACGAGUGUGUGGCGAGUUGUUACGCGGGAUAUCCCGAGGAUUUGCAGCGGUGUUCGUGUUGAAAUGUUACUUUUGCGUACGUAGAAUUGAGGAAAAAUUAUCGUAAUAUUUGCGGGUUUCUUGCAUUUUUGCGCGAUCGUAGAAUUGAGUCAAAGUUGGACAUAAUUUCGAAUAAAUAUUUGUUCGAGAUAAUUAUUCGUAUAUAAUUAUCCGUUUAUUCCUUUUGUUCAUUCGAGUGAAUUUUUCGAAUAAUUAUUUGGCAAGUACAUGUUAUUUUUGCACGUGUUUUCAUACUUAUAACACGCGUCACAUUUAAAGGAAAGUUCAUUGCAAAAAUAAAUGUGAGGAAAAUUGCGAAUACGAUAAGGAUGUAAAGAAUUGUUUCAUCUUCCCUUACGUAUGACAUAAUAUAAUUAAAUAAAUACAAUAAUGAGAUUCUUAUUUGAACACUUAUUAUACGAAUAAAUUUUUGUUCGAACAAAUACUGUACACGUAGCAAAUAUAUUUACUUUAUUGUUACCUAUUGUCAUUUGUUCCAAUUCGCUGCAAUAAUUAUCAAGAUCAAUUAAGAGAAUAAUUAAGACGAUAUUACCAAAGAAUUUGCUAACAACGUACGUGAGCAAUGAUAUUGUGUAUGAUAAUAUCAAUAGCAUUGAGAAAUUCUUCCACAGCGCAGAAGCACACCUACACAUAUUUAUAACAGUGUGCUAUAGGUUGGCUGUGAUACAGAUCUUAGAUACUUUCACGCCGAGACCUUGUAUUAAAGCAAAUGCAUUGCUAAUGUUGUUUCGUGAUACAGUUUAUCAAGAACGUAGUGAUCUCUAGAAGGGAAUAAAAAUAAUCCAAUAGUUACGUGAAGAGAAUAAAAAUGUGAAACAAUCCAAUACGUUGUAAUAAUAUAAUUUCAUUCCGUGCAAGGUGUUUUCGGAAAAAACGCGAUUCUGUGAUGAAGAAAUAAAAGAUAAAAUCACGAGCUGAAAUCAUGAUCCGACAAGUGGUAAGAAUAAAUGCGGAGAAGGAAUGGCUGGGUGCCUCUUAAAGAAGGUUUUCUCGGUGGUUGAAAGAGACAAGAAGGUAAAGCGGUCGAGUUUUCAUCGAGGAGCGAGGGGGCAGGGCGGGGAGAACUCUUCUUCCAACUCCUUACCAACUUUUACUCGGGCGAGCUUCCUUCUGCACCUUCGAUUCUCCCUGUUCAAUUUGCCACCCUUAUUCAGUCGUCGAAAAGCUAAGAAACGAAUGUACCUUUCCUCAAUACACUGUGCCGUCGUCAUGGCUACCACCGUCUUGGAUAAUCUUCCGCCUCCAAGGACAUGUUCUCCGUUAUAUCAGGCUACUUUAUUUCUCAUUUCGAUGGAAUCGUCGCCGGCAAUCAAUUUUAUCUCGUGUACGAGAAAUCAAUUAAUUGAAAUGUUUAUAAUUGACAAUGAACAUCCAGUUGCCCAAUAUUAUUGAAUUUAAGAAAAAAUAUUAGUUACAGUUGGGGAGAGCCAUGGCGUGAAAGGAACAGAGUAUUAUUCGUAGCCAUUCGUUUUCUAGCUGGCAAGAGAAGAGGCUAUCGGCAAAUGUACUGCAUUAUGUAUGAGCGACGCCGAUUCAGAAAAUGAAGCCUCUUUAGGAGUCGCCGAUAUAACCGAGGACAUGGAUACCGUGAAGGAGUACUUGGGAUACAUCAAUCCUCACUGGAUAGCGGUGGUGGUGACAGGGAUGUACACUCACCUUCGGCAAAUUUGCGUGAUUGGCCUGUGCUUCGACGAGGAGAGCACUCCUUUCGACCCGUCGUACGCGUCGGUGCUCUUCGUGUUCUCCGUACUGUGUCUCCUUGCGGAGUACAGACUUUGGCCUAGGACGCUCAAGGAACCGCCGAUUCAACUCCUCUAUAUCUACGAGAUGCUGGUUGCGGCGCUGACCACGAACUUGACGACGCGUGCCAUCUGGGUGCCCCUCAUGCACGUCAUUUACUGCCUAACCCAAGAAUCCAGCAAAUGCUUAUUGUGGUUCAACACGCUGCUGGGGCUGGGCCGUUACUCGUUUCUGACCGAAUUCGCGUAUUACAUGGCGAGAGACUGCGCCGCCAUGCACAUGGCCUUCUGCCUCUCCGUUCUGUCGUUCGUUUGGAUGUUAGACGCCACCGAGUCUUUGGACGCGAUUCUGGACACUUGGGCCAAGUAGUGAACCAGUAAUGUUUCGUUUUAUAAGACGCUCGUGUCGUAGAAUGAUCGCGAACGGUCUACGCUGUCCGAGUUGUCCGAGAAUUUGACCGAAACUAUCUCGUAACGAUUUACGUCGUUCGUGUUCAGGGAAAGAACCGGCGGACUUCUGGGCCUCUACAACGGUAACAGGAAACGUAUCAGUUUUGCAAAUCCGGAAGUGACGGAUUGGUUCGUAUACAAAUUCAUGUGCAGCACAGAUACUUACAGUGAGAGCAAACCGGUCGUGUGAUCGAUUUCUAUGUAAUUCCUUCAUGUGAUGUACAUGUAUUCUUUUAAUAAAUUUUUUGAUACUAUCGAA
Messenger RNA from Frieseomelitta varia, 2687 nucleotides. RefSeq lists its product as uncharacterized. NCBI's taxonomy places the organism in Eukaryota, Metazoa, Arthropoda, Insecta, Hymenoptera, Apidae. The record is from RefSeq and is a predicted model, not a curated record. The coding region runs from base 1758 to 2348 and encodes 196 amino acids. The transcript has 7 exons.